Blastomyces gilchristii SLH14081 is the source of this 510-nucleotide messenger RNA. RefSeq lists its product as uncharacterized. The record is from RefSeq and is a predicted model, not a curated record. The transcript has 4 exons. Lineage: Eukaryota; Fungi; Ascomycota; Eurotiomycetes; Onygenales; Ajellomycetaceae. The annotation marks the transcript as partial.
AAUGUACUAUUAUGAAUAAUACAUCUUCUUUAUCUUCUUAUAUACUCUCAACUGUUUUCUUCUCAGCAGAAUCUUCAUGCAUUGAUAGAUCUGCAUUCACUGAUAAUAGUGAACUCAAUGUUGAAUCAUUGAUCAAGAACUUGAAGAACAUGAUAAUGAAGAAAUUACUUAUAUUAUGUGUAAUCAGAUCUUCUAUGUCUCUUUCUGUCUCUUCUAUUACUUCUUUUCCUGCUGCUCUCUCUCUAUCUUCUAUACUUAUCUCUAUGUCUGAUUCUCUCACUUCUGCUACUUCUGUUCUCAUAACUCUCACUUCUGCUACUUCUGAUUUCACUGUCUCUGCUUUCAUUAUCAGCUCUUCUCAUUUCAAGAAGAUAUUAUAUAGACUUAAUAAAUUACAUUUCUCAAGAAUCACUCUCUCUCUCAACAGUGUUAAGAUUGCAAAAGAUAUUCAUGUUUUCAGAAACAGAAAUGUAGAUGUUGUACUCUUUUACACUUACAGGCAUGAGGCUU